AGAAAAUAUUUGUUUAUUCAAUUAGCCUUUGGCAACGGCAAUGUUUUUUGAAAAGUGACCCGGUUUCAACGUCUAGGGGGCGACGGUGAUGACCCGGGGGAAGGGGGGCGGUGUGCAGGCCAAUCGCUGCACCAAGGCCAACCCAAGUAGUUCAGCCUUAGGUUAGGCAUUUAACAUGUUAUAACAACACAUGUGAAACAAUUACUUCCACAACAAAAACAUUUGACAGGGCCAAAUCAUAACCAUAUACAUCCUCCCAUUAUCCACACCAAAUCACAACCAUCAAUCCCCUCAAAUCCUACGGUCACAACCACCACAAUAUCUCAAACCAUAUCCUCAAAAUCUUACAAAACCAAACCACUUCACUCACACCCCACCCCACCCCACCACAAUCCACCACCAUGGCCUCCAUCACCCUCAAAUCCUUCACCGGCCUCCGCCACUCCUCACCGGAAAACCACCAUUCCACCACCUCCAUCACCACUCUCCCCAAAUCCCACCACCGCCGUGUUAAAAUCCUCGCCAGCAAAUCCAGCCCCAAACUCACCGGCCGGAACCUCCGCGUCGCCGUCGUCGGCGGCGGUCCGGCAGGCGGCGCCGCCGCAGAAACCCUAGCCAAAGGCGGAAUCGAAACCAUUCUCAUCGAACGCAAAAUGGACAACGCGAAGCCCUGCGGCGGUGCUAUUCCGUUAUGCAUGGUCGGAGAAUUUGACCUGCCGUUGGAUAUUAUCGACCGCCGUGUAACCAAAAUGAAAAUGAUAUCUCCGUCGAACGUCGCCGUUGACAUUGGUCAAACUCUUAAACCCCAUGAGUACAUCGGAAUGGUCCGCCGUGAAAUUCUUGACGCUUAUCUCCGUGACCGCGCCACCGCCGCCGGCGCCACCGUGAUCAACGGUUUGUUUACAAAAUUGGAUAAACCGUUGGAUAAAUACGCACCGUAUGUUAUUCAUUAUAACGAGUAUGACGGAAAACCUGGGUCCGCCGGUAAAAAGGUAACGAUGGAAGUUGACGCCGUUAUCGGCGCUGACGGCGCAAAUUCUCGUGUGGCGAAAAAUAUCGACGCCGGAGAUUACGAGUACGCGAUAGCGUUUCAGGAGAGAAUCAAAAUACCGGACGAUAAAAUGCAGUAUUAUGAAAAUCUCGCCGAGAUGUACGUCGGAGAUGACGUGUCACCGGAUUUUUACGGUUGGGUGUUUCCGAAGUGUGACCACGUGGCGGUCGGAACCGGUACCGUUACUCAUAAGCCGGAUAUUAAAAAGUUUCAAUUAGCCACACGCCUACGCGCGCGUGACAAGAUUUUAGGUGGGAAGAUUAUUCGGGUGGAGGCCCACCCGAUUCCUGAGCACCCCCGACCGAGACGACUGGCUGAGAGAGUCGCCCUGGUCGGGGAUGCGGCUGGGUAUGUGACGAAAUGUUCGGGCGAGGGGAUUUAUUUUGCGGCGAAGAGUGGACGGAUGUGCGCUGAGGCGAUCGUGGAGGGGUCGGAGAAUGGGACGAGGAUGGUGGAGGAGGCGGAUUUGAGGAAGUAUUUGGAGAAGUGGGAUAAGACUUAUUGGCCUACUUACAAGGUGUUGGAUAUUCUUCAGAAGGUGUUUUAUCGGUCAAAUCCGGCUAGGGAGGCGUUUGUGGAGAUGUGCGCGGACGAGUAUGUUCAGAAGAUGACGUUCGACAGCUAUUUGUACAAGAAGGUUGCGCCGGGGAACCCUUUGGAGGACUUGAAGCUUGCGGUUAAUACGAUUGGGAGUUUGGUUAGAGCCAAUGCACUCAGGAAUGAGAUGGCCAAGAUUUGAUUAUGUUAAUGUUUUUGUAAUGUAAUGUUACUUGGUACUUAUGUUUCAGUCAUAUAAUAUGUAAUUUUUAGAGCUUAUGAAUGCACAAUCUCUCCACUAGUUUUGUACUUUUGUUUGUUGAAACUUGCAAGUGAAAUGUGUAUUGAUAAAUUCUUCAA
Molecule: messenger RNA, 1948 nt
Organism: Helianthus annuus (common sunflower)
Lineage: Eukaryota; Viridiplantae; Streptophyta; Magnoliopsida; Asterales; Asteraceae
Product: geranylgeranyl diphosphate reductase, chloroplastic
Exons: 1
Coding region: 402-1790 (462 amino acids)
Biological process (GO): photosynthesis; chlorophyll biosynthetic process
Cellular component (GO): chloroplast thylakoid membrane
Molecular function (GO): oxidoreductase activity, acting on the CH-CH group of donors, NAD or NADP as acceptor
Source: RefSeq, a predicted model, not a curated record